CUCGACGGCUGGGAAAAGCAAACCUUGACGACUUUGGGCGCUAUGGCUCUGGCAAAAUUCAUUCGUAAGGUCAACAUCGACUCCUUUGUGUCGGACAUGUUCAUGUUCACCAAAUCUGGCAUCUUACUACUGUCUUGGAUGAUGGAUCAGCGUAUCUUCAGCUGGUAUUGCGUGGCGUAUGCAAUGCUGUUUCUGUACGUGCGACGGCCCGAGUACAAGGGACCAAGUCGCAUCGAAUGGUUAAAUCCUGCGACACUCAAGCGACUAGUGCUCGAGCCUGAUGAUACAGACAAGAACGUCGCUUGGCUGGUGGAGUUCUACGCAUCUUGGUCACCGCCUUGCGUGAGCUUGGAACCUACGUUUGCAGACCUGAGCUGCAAGUACACCACCGCUGACCUCAAGUUUGCCAAAUUUGAUCUCAUGAGAUGGCCUAAGACUGGGGAAGAAUACGGCAUUAACGUUGCUGGGACGAGCAAGCAGUUGCCUACUUUGAUUCUGUUCGAAAAGGGCAAGGAAGCGGUGCGCGUUCCUCACGUGUACAAAGAUGGAAGAAUUGCUCGCGCUCGUUUGCGACGGAGCGACUUGAUCGCCGCUUUCGCUCUGGAC
Ostreococcus lucimarinus CCE9901 is the source of this 606-nucleotide messenger RNA. RefSeq lists its product with no specific name. NCBI's taxonomy places the organism in Eukaryota, Viridiplantae, Chlorophyta, Mamiellophyceae, Mamiellales, Bathycoccaceae. The transcript has a single exon. The annotation marks the transcript as partial. The record is from RefSeq and is a predicted model, not a curated record. Gene Ontology annotation, cellular component: cytoplasm. Gene Ontology annotation, molecular function: oxidoreductase activity, acting on a sulfur group of donors, disulfide as acceptor.